Messenger RNA from Corticium candelabrum, 2808 nucleotides. RefSeq lists its product as uncharacterized. The record is from RefSeq and is a predicted model, not a curated record. Lineage: Eukaryota; Metazoa; Porifera; Homoscleromorpha; Homosclerophorida; Plakinidae. The transcript has 9 exons. Bases 80 to 2767 code for a protein of 895 amino acids.
AACACAUGCAGCCAGUGCCUGGGCUCUAUCAGAGAAACUGCUCAUCUGGAAAUCUGAAAGAAGUGCAUAAUCCUACUUCAUGUGGUACUUGACAUAUUUUCUUAUUUUGGUGAUCGCAGAGAGUUCAUCUGCUGAAGAUUGCCGAGUUCGAUCAUGGACUCCAUGGUCACUAUGUCCUGUAAGUUGUGGCCACGGACAGCAACGACGAUUUAGAAUUUACAGGGAAAUGACAGAAAAUGGACCGAAGUGUAAAGUUGAUGAAGAAGCAAAACGUUGUUUGAAAAAUCCAUGUCAAGCACCCAAAAAUGCACAAUGUCCUACUCCUUGGAAACAGUGGUCUGAUUGUUCAGUGUCAUGUGGCAACGGUACACGAAUACGAUUCAGAAAUCUAUUCGGACAGCCAUCAAGAACCUGCUUCAUAGUUCCUGAUAUUGGUAAAUGUGCAAAAGAACAAUGUGCAACUAAACCAUCAACUAGCACAAAAUGCUAUACUUUUAAGGAUCUCGUAGCAGCGGCAGCAGUACCUGAAAAACUGUAUAUACCAGAAGACAUCAGUAAUUAUCUAUGUGCAAACCUAUCUUACACCAUAAUAUCACCAGUAUCAUUUGGUGUCCUGUUACAAGUGUCGCUCAGUGACCAUUGGCAAAAUCAAAACUCCUCAAUUGAAAUUAUAGAUCAAAUCUCAGAAAUCUCAGAAACCUCAGCAACACCUCAGACUGUCUUGUAUAAGGGAGAAAUUGUGGCUGGUCGAUACCAGACCAAGUCCAAUAAAAUGUUGGUCUUAAUCCUGACACAAAAUGCUUCUCAGCUUUUUAGCAUCACACUGUGGUAUCAAUCAUAUACAACCAACAGUAAUGGGCACACUUUUCCAGGAUGUUCUAGUCAAUGUUAUGAGCAUGUAACCACACAGCCCAGUGGUACAACAGGAAUCAUGUCUCUACCACUAGAAAGACAACAUCAAUGUCUCAUCAAGGUGUGGAUUUUGAAGCCAAUUCUGUCUGAUCUACUGCCUACAUUGACUGGUACAACUAAACGUAGUUUGCAAGUCACGUUUCCACAGGUCACUCUGCCAGCCACUGACAAAAUUGAAGUUCGAGAUGGAAACAAUGAAGACUCACCUCUCAUCUACAAAGGUAACAUUCUUCCUGUUCAAUUGUUCACAUCUAGUCCAAGUGUACGAUUGACACUGUAUAUGUGUAACACCACCCUUUAUCAUCAUCUGCAAAUUUCAUAUCAAAGUGUCAUCAAGCAAAAGUCUAAAGUUGAAGUUUUGGAACCUCCAACAGACAAGUCACCUACCAAAACAGUACCAGUAUCCAACACAGCAAUGCCUGAAGAUUCUGUGCAAGUUGACUCUGUCUUGGACAGCACUAGCAGCACUACUACAGUAUAUGAGAGAACACAUGAUCCUACAUUUGUGCCAGCUACUCAGAAAAUUUCUUCUUCAUCUGCUCCACACCCAGUGAACUGCUCAUACAUGCAGAUUCCAAAAUACCUUCAACCACAACCAUUGCCUAAGACAAACUUCUACACUGUCAACAGUAAUGUGACUGUCACUUGUAGUCAACCUAAGACAAAUAUUGAAGGACAAAACAAGUUUUUCUGCUCUCCAGAAGGCAUGUGGUUGCCUUCCGAGUGGCCCAAGUGUGUCCCUAAAACACCCAAAAAGAUUUGCGCUGGUCCUCCAUCAGUAGAGAAUGCCUAUUUCAUAAACAAAUCAUAUCGUGUUGGACAAACUGUCACUUACGUGUGCAAAACCAAAUACAUAAUGAAUGGGAAUGACACACUACUAUGUGUAGACAAAGGAAAUCGUAUGGGUGAGUGGAAUAUGCCACCUCCCAAAUGUGAAGUAAUAGCAGUACAUUGUAGAGAAACUGAAUGGAGCGAAUGGUCACCUUGCUCAUCUCAAUGUGGACGAGGAACGCAACAUCGUUCACGGAUUACAAUUCUAGGUAAUAAUGCAGAAAACUGCAAAGCAGACCAAGCAACAAGAGACUGCCCUGUUGUUAAACCAUGUCCAACACCUCAAGUUUUCUGGCCAUGUGGAGGCAGAAUCAAGCAAUCAAGGGGACAGUUUUCAUCACCUGGAUAUCCACAUAGAUAUCUGAGCAACCAGGAGUGCAUAUGGACUAUCAAAGCUCCUUUAGGAUAUAGGAUUCAUUUGCGUUUCACUGUUAUCAGAACGGAAAAAACGUUUGACAUAGUGGAGGUUAGGGAUGGUGCUUACAAGAAUUCCUACUUGCUUGGAGAGUUCUCUGGCAUGUCCAAUAAAACCAAAAUGAAAAGCACUGGCAACGAGCUGUAUAUUCGGUUCAAAACAGACGGCACACAUGAACUACAAGGAUUUACAGCAACAUUCACAUCCUCAGUUAAACAACGAAAGGUCGAAAUUUGUGGCAGAUAUUUAGUGGGAUCAUCACAAAUCCAGAAAUUGUCUUCACCACAAGUUCCUUCAAAUGGAAUCAACUGUGAAUGGAUAAUCUUGACGAGCAGACAGGAUUGCUGUAGCAAAUCAGCAGUGUUAAGACUGAACAUUACUAUGUUUAAUUUAGAACAGAAACAAAGUGUCCUGGAAAUCAGAGAUGGAGCUACCAAACAGUCUCCUUUGAUUGAGUUCUUCACAGGUGAAACACCAUACAAUAAUCAGCCACUUGAUCUUCGCAGUUGUCAAGCUUACAUGCACUACUGGUCAAUUAAAACAAACAAACCACACCAGGAAGCCUCUAACAGAUUCUCUCUAACUCAUCAAAUAGUAGUUAACUCAUGAAAUUAUCAACAAUUAUGCUGUUAGAACAGUUUAGUAAUAAA